Molecule: messenger RNA, 3893 nt
Organism: Nematostella vectensis (starlet sea anemone)
Lineage: Eukaryota; Metazoa; Cnidaria; Anthozoa; Actiniaria; Edwardsiidae
Product: glutamate receptor ionotropic, kainate 3
Exons: 18
Coding region: 172-2898 (908 amino acids)
Biological process (GO): monoatomic ion transport; synaptic transmission, glutamatergic; modulation of chemical synaptic transmission
Cellular component (GO): plasma membrane; postsynaptic membrane
Molecular function (GO): transmitter-gated monoatomic ion channel activity involved in regulation of postsynaptic membrane potential; glutamate-gated receptor activity
Source: RefSeq, a predicted model, not a curated record
AUUGGUUCUUUUGAGACAAGAUCUUUCUUCGAGUAGAGGAACAACAUUAUGUUCAAGAUUUUAAGCUUCAAAAUGCAGUAAAGUCAUGAAAACUGGCGCCAAAACUUUGAAAAGGCAAUUCACAAAAUAGCACGUUUUGAGGAGAGUCACGCGGCUUUCCGCUGACCAGUGAUGACAAUAAGAGCAUCAUGGGUAAUCCGGCAGACCGUGAUGCAUCAGGGGCCGUGUGUCUGUGUCAUGUUGAUGUUGUUGUUCCACCUGCCAGAGUCUGCAAGAGUCCCCAGUGUAGUAUACAUAGCCCAGCUAGGGAUGUCACCAUCCCAGCAACCACUCAAUGCAGUAGAGUCCGCCAUUCGCUAUGUCAACAAGCGAUCAGAUCUUUUGCCAAACACGACAAUCAAGCUUCUCCAGGAGACGUAUUCAAAAGAUAAUCUAUUACAAUAUGCUCUCAACCUCUCCUCCUAUGACGUCAUCGCGCUGUUGGUUGAUGCUCACCCGCAGCCUUCCCAGCAGGCCAUGAGCGCAAUGUUUCGUAUCCCCAUGGUAACCCUACAUGAAGCACACACGUACACCUCUCAGACCCAAUCUUUGCUGCAGUAUGGAAUAUGCGUCGGUCCUAGCGGAUAUGACGUCACAAGAGCGAUGAAUGACGUCAUAACACACCUGAAUCGUAACAAAAUCCUCGUUUUAUAUGACGGACGCUGGCGCAGUCAAGCGAUGCUUUUUAUUUCGCGGCUUCCGUCAAACUCGAGUUACUCCAAGAUGUCCCUGGAGAUCGAGUCUGACUCGUGGUUGUGCGGAGACACCAAGGAGCUCCUUGGUAGACUCAACAAUGCACCGACAGAAGUCAUCGCGCUCUUCUGUGACUCGUACCUUGUGGCGGAAGUCAUUGACAAGGUGCACUGCGCAUGCUCAUUCAAAGUGGAGAAACCGCAUAUCUGGCUGAUCGCAGAUAUGAUCCCUUCAGUAUCGAUGCCAGUGCAGUCGUCUCAAGUCGUACUUGGUUUUUUGCCUCAAGUUACAGACAGCUACCUAACACGACACAUCGACCGGGAACUGAACCUCAGCAAAACCGCGAUAUAUAAUUCGGUGUACUUCGCGUACGACGCCGUUUUAGCCACCGCGCAUGCUCUAGAUAAAGUCAUUCUAGAAGACCGCUGGGUGUCAUUAAAUCGGUCUCACGGGCUCACAACUUCUCUAAAUGGGCCUUCAAUAUUUGAAGAAAUGAAGAAGUUGAAGAUCAACUCAACAACAGGAAUCCUGGACAUCGCUCACGACGGCAGUAGACGAAAUUUAGAGCUGGAGGUCUUUAACCUCCAAAACGACAUUUUUACUAAGAUUGGCGUUUGGAGCGCCAGCAGUGGUGUGACGGUCAGCGGCUCUGUGAAGCAGAACAGGCCCACCACCGACCUAGUCCCUCUCGAUAAGCUCCACCGGAAGUUGGAGGUGGUCGUAGUACUGGAUUCCCCUUUUGUGAUGCUGAACGAGGCGGGUGUACUCGAAGGUUUCAGCAUUGACCUAAUCAAAGAGAUUUCACAGAUGCUCGGCUUUGCCUAUAACGUGUAUUUGAGUCCUGAUGGCCUAUACGGAGGGAGCGAUGGCCUGGGAGGCUACACGGGAAUCGUAGGGCAGAUCAUAAAAGGGAAAGCGGAUUUAUCGACAUCUCCGCUGACCAUUACUUCGGAGCGACUGCAGUAUCUCGAGUUCAGCAAGCCCUUUAUGCAGUUCACAAUGAGCUUGAUUUCCAAGAAAUUCGACAAUGAUAAUCAGUAUCUGAUGGCCUUCAUGCGUCCCUAUUCUUCUACUGUCUGGCUUCUGACGCUGGCAGGUCUGCUUCUGGUAACGAUUCUCAUGUUUGUCGUGAACUACAUCAGUCCGUAUGGCUACCGUAAGUCGCAUAAGAGCAAGAAUGGAGAGGCGUUUAACUUUUUCAACAGCUUGUGGUUCUGCCUUGCCUCCAUGCUACAACAGGGCGCGGACAGCACCCCCCGGUCACUAUCCGGUCGUGUCCUAGCGGGAUGCUUCUGGUUCUGUAUUCUAAUCUGGAUCUCGACAUACACUGCCAAUCUGGCGGCGUUUUUCACGGUCCGCAGCGCGGGGAAAACUGUGAGCACUUUGGAAGAUGUGGUUGAUGGUGGAUAUCACUUCUACAUCAUACGUCACACUGCACUCUACCACUUCUUUAAAAUGGCUUCUUAUCAUACCUACAGAAAGUUAUGGGAGCGUAUGAGUGCAGAGAAAACGUUUGUGAACUCGACGAACGAGGGCUACGAGGUGGCACGGAAGAGGAAGAAUGCGGUGUUUAUGGCAGAGAAGCCGUCCACCGAAUACACCAUCAUGCGGGAACCCUGUGAUCUUCAGGCAGCAAGCGGCCUUAUGGGCGCCAGUAGCUACGGCAUGGCGAUGCCCAAGCACUACCCUUACAUUGGGAACAUUUCUGUGGCUAUUCUACGGCUUCAUGAAACUGGUGUCUUGGACUCCCUGUGGCGCAAGUGGUGGGACUACCGUAGCCAGUGCCCCAAGGAGCAGACUCGGUCGGCUAUCGGUACGGGCAAGCAAAUCGACCUGGACAGCAUGGUGGGCGUGUACGUGGUCUUGGCAACAGGCGGCAUUGCCUCCGUCAUUCUGGUGAUGUGUGAGAUCUGGUGGAGUCGCCAUGGCAACAGGGUAAAGGCGCACUUCAAAAGCAAGUUUGGCACAGGAGGAACGAAGAAAAAUCAUGCCAAUGACGUCACUCGGAUGUCAAGAAUAGAGCAGUAUAAACUGGUAUCACCCAGCCCUACCGGUAACGAUCAGUUCACUACCGAGAUGGAAAAGAGGUGGCCUUCUGAUAGCACCAACAAUAGCAAAGUUCCAAUAGUGCGAGUCACGUCUCAUUCAAGAACCACCGAUCUGUAGAGGCUUAAAAAACAUCCCUUUCUUCUAAAACGACGUCUGGUCGCUGAUACGCAUGUCACAGACUGGGUACCAUACGUAUACGGUACAGUACAUUAAAUGGAUUCUUAAAGUAAGAGUUAAAAAGAUCUACAUUAAGACCUUGAUGUUUCAAAGCAAUUCCUGGGGAAGGCCACGGAUCCGAGGCCAAAUACACGUCAAUGGCAUUGACCUCUUCUUAGGAAUGGUAUGGAAAUAUUCAUGGAACAUAAUUCAUGGAAAUAGUAUACGAAGACGUCUUUAUAAAGACCUUGAUGUUUUGACGCAUUUCCUGGAAGGACCACGGAUAUGAGGCUUAAAUAGAAAUACUUUUUUUUUUAGUUAAAAAAAACCUCUUCUUAGGAAUGGUAUGCAAUUAUGGGUCUGAUGUUUGAAACCAUUUCCUUCCUUUGAAAGACCACGGAUCUCAGGCCAAAAACACAUCCAUGUUUCUAGUUAAAUGACUUCUGUAUAGGAAUGGUACCUUUGUUAAUACAUGUGUCAUUUGAAGAAAGUUGGAUACAAAGGAAAUACUUGAAGGAUAGAUGAAAAUGGAAAGGAUAAGUCAUUACUAUGAUAGAUCUGGAAUCGGUAGACAGACUAAGGAUGGACGUUCGGACCCGGACCAGGUUGGACCAAGAAAAAACACAUAGACAGUCAACCCAGGGUCUGACAGACCUAAGACAGACAUACCAGGGACAGACAGCCAAAGAGACAGACAGACAGGCUGGCAGACCAUGGACAGACAAAUAGAUGGCUAGAGGACAGGUUAAGCAGCAGAUGGACAGACAGUCAGAAUAAAAGCUUGACAGACAAAACAAGAAAUCUGAUAACCAGAUGAAUAGUGAUUUCUCCAACACAGAAAAUGACGUUAAGAUGUGACUAGAAAAUCCGAACAUUUAAAGGUUUAAAUAUAAUAAAAAUCUCAACAAACUUGUACUAUACAGUAAAUAUCUCUCAAUAAACCAUGUUAUUGAUAA